AUGUCUCCGUUGCCCACGGGCGGCGACUUGCCCGCUGGGCAUACUGCUGAGAAAUCUGACCAGUCGCCCUCGGAGAAGCUUUCUAUAUACCAGUAUCGGAAAGUCAAGCCCAAAAGAUCAGUUUCGUCUCGUCUCACACCUAGCAUUCAAUCAAUAAAAGCCAUUGAAAUGACAGGCUCAAACACCAACGCAGACAGCACCCUCUAUUUCUGGCGAGAUGCCGACACAAAGACCGGAUGGCUCUCACAAUGGUACUACUGCCCGUUUACGGAUGACAAAGACCCCAACAUAGUAUACGACACUGCUGAACAUUAUAUGAUGUACCACAAGGCCAUACUAUUCAAUGACCAGGCCGUGGCAGAUGAAAUCCUCCAGGCCGGUCACCCACGAAAUGUAAAGGCCCUCGGACGAAAAGUCCAGAACUUUUCAGAAGAUACUUGGAAGAAGCACAGGGUGGACAUAGUUCAAAAAGGCAAUCUUCUGAAGUUCACAACGGCAGUCACAGAGGAAGGCUUUCGAAAGGGGACCGGGGAGAACGCUCCCCUGAUUGAUGGCAGCUUACGUGAAAUGCUCCUCGCAACUGGAACCAGUGAGAUAGUGGAGGCGAGUCCGUUCGACAAAAUCUGGGGAAUUGGCUUCAAGGCUGAUGUUGCAGAAAACGCCAGGAAGCACUGGGGUCUGAAUUUGCUAGGCAAGGCAUUGAUGGAGGUGAGAGAGCAACUCAGGAAAUAA
Molecule: messenger RNA, 732 nt
Organism: Pochonia chlamydosporia 170
Lineage: Eukaryota; Fungi; Ascomycota; Sordariomycetes; Hypocreales; Clavicipitaceae
Exons: 3
Coding region: 1-732 (243 amino acids)
Source: RefSeq, a predicted model, not a curated record